AUGGGAUUACUCUCACCUUCCGAGCAGCGUGAGAGCAGACCGAGGACAGAGGCUGGGACUGCAGAAGAAGGCACCGGGCUCCAACGUUCACGGCAAAAUGAUCCUACGGUCGAGGACUUUGGAACGCCAGAGGAUGUGUUCAUGGCAGUCAUUGAUUCGUACUUUACUUACUUCCAGAAUCAGCCGUACUCGUUCUUUCAUGAGGAGACCUUCCGGCAGCGUUUGUCGGAACAAGCUAUCCCCAGACAUCUAGUCCUAGCUGUCAUGGCGACGGCAGUUCGGUUCUGUUCGCAUCCGUACUUCUCGGAGCGUGCGGUGGAGAUGUCUGUCGAAUAUGCAAACAGAUCUUGGAAGCUCAUCGUGUCGGAUUGUUUUACCGUUGGCAACGUGGCAGAGAUAUCGACAGUUCAGACGGUCGCCUUGCUAGGUUUGUUCGACUUCACUGCUGGUCGAUCACGCCAUAGUUCGGCGUGGGUCAAAGUUGGCCUGGCCGUGAGGAUCGCACAGGAUUGCGGACUCAUGCUAGAUAACGCGGCGCAUCUCUCGUAUGUCGAACAGGAAGAGAGGCGACGGGUGUUUUGGUCAGUUUAUCUGCUGGAUCGCUUGGUCUCCUGCGGCCGCGGCAGACCACCGGCCAUCGUUGACGCGUCGUGCCACGUACAACUGCCGUGUGCCGAGUCAAUAUGGAGGGAAGGCCUAUGGGCCAAAACACAGUCACUGGACGAGAUGACAAACCGGACACUUUCAGUAUCUCAACGACAAUGCCCUUUGGCUCAAGUCAUUGCUAUUUCGCACGUCCUGGGCCGAUGUGCGCAAUAUGUGCUUCAAGACUUCAACAUCAGAGGGCCACAUCCACCCUGGGAUCCUGGCUCGGACUUCGCCGGCAUCGAAUCCGAUCUUCUUCAUUUCGAAGCCUAUUUGGAGAUACAGAGACCGGUCAAUGAGAUGUUUGCGGCCCAUAUCUCGGCCGAGGGAGUAGUAGACAGCCAGUGUACAGGGCCAAUCAUCUUCUCUCGAGCACUGUUCCAUCUCUGCUAUUGUCUGCUCAACCAUCCAUUCUUGUUACGGCGCCGCCUCAGCACAUGCCGUAACCUUGCGCCCAUCAGUUUCAUCAAACGAUCAUCUGACCUAGCCUGGCUCCAUGCCCAGCAGAUGAUGGCUCUUAUCCGCGAGGCGCGAAGGCUGGGCUGCUCGUUCCACUCUUCGUCCAGCGGCUAUGCCGUCACAGUCGCAGGCUCCAUCAUUGCGUUACGGAUUCAUGACGAGGACUCGCUAGCUCGUGAGCAGGCUCAGAUACUACUCGAAGAAGCCCUGCUGUAUCUGGAUAUUAUUGGCCAACACUGGAGUAAUGUUAGAACAAUGGCCGCAACACUUCGCCGAAUAGCCUACGACGGGGUUCUAGGACGUCACUUGAACAGCCUCACGCAGACUUUGAGCUUCACGCCUGCCGAGGAAGCAGCUAUAUGGGCAGUGGUCGACUACAAUACCAUGUCAAACCAAUUCGGCGAGGAUGUGAUAAUGAGUGGGCAGGAAUCAGGUGACCAAAUGCCGACUUCGUGGAUCGAUCUUUUUGGUCCCAUCGACUUUGCUCUGCUGUCAAAUGAAAACGGAGCGACUCAAGAGUGA
Messenger RNA from Clonostachys solani, 1626 nucleotides. The record is from the annotation of a GenBank genome assembly. NCBI's taxonomy places the organism in Eukaryota, Fungi, Ascomycota, Sordariomycetes, Hypocreales, Bionectriaceae.